CGUCUUCCUCCACCCAGCCCCAGAAAACACGCGGAGCGCCCCCCCCACACAUCUUCGACGGUUCGAGAUGAUGCUUAGGGUUUCGCCUUCUCCGGCCGCCGCCCAGCUCGCUGGUGCGGGCCUGGCCCCUGCUUCCGUGAGGGUGGCGUUGGCGCCGCGCGGCCUGCGGUCCGCUGGGACGGCGUGCGGGGCGGCGGGGAAGGGGAAGGAGGUGCUCAGCGGAGUCGUCUUCCAGCCCUUCGAGGAGAUCAAGGGGGAGCUCUCUCUCGUGCCCCAGAGCCCCAACCAGUCUCUCGCGCGCCACAAGUUCGUCGACGACUGCGAGGCCGCCAUCAACGAGCAGAUCAAUGUGGAGUUCAAUGCCUCCUAUGCGUACCACUCCCUCUUCGCCUAUUUCGACCGUGAUAAUGUAGCUCUCAAGGGCUUUGCCAAGUUCUUUAAGGAAUCAAGUGAUGAGGAGAGGGAUCACGCUGAAAAACUCAUGAAGUACCAGAACAAACGUGGAGGGAGGGUGAGGCUUCAAUCAAUUGUGACGCCCAUAACAGAGUUUGAUCACCCUGAGAAAGGAGAUGCUUUGUACGCGAUGGAGCUGGCUCUGGCUCUUGAAAAGCUGGUUAAUGAGAAGCUGCACAACCUGCAUAGUGUGGCGACUAGGUGCAAUGAUCCUCAGCUGACUGACUUCAUCGAGGGUGAAUUUCUUCAGGAGCAGGUUGAUGCCAUCAAGAAGAUCUCAGAGUACGUCGCCCAGCUGAGAAGAGUGGGCAAGGGGCAUGGAGUGUGGCACUUUGAUCAGAUGCUGCUUGAGGAAGAGGCCUGAAGGAAGGAUAGACCGUGGAGUAGGGGGACGCUGUUCAAGGAAAGAUGUGCGAAGAGAUUAAAUUGAGGAGCAGCGGGCGGGCAUCAAUCAAGCACUGGGUGUUUAUUUUCAGAGGGUUUCUCAAUCAGUUUAGGGUAGUAGUCAGUACGGUGUUUCAUAGAUCACGCGAUGUCCUCCUAUUAAGAUAGAAAAGCAGCAGAACAUCUGAUGUUAUUGCUACUGUAUGGUGUGCUUGCAUGUUGUUGGAGACGUUGCUACCCCUUUUGGGAUGGGAUUAUUCGAAAUAAAACAAGGGGCGAUAUAUUCUGGUUUA
Phragmites australis (common reed) is the source of this 1130-nucleotide messenger RNA. RefSeq names its product ferritin-1, chloroplastic. Gene Ontology annotation, cellular component: cytoplasm. The coding region runs from base 68 to 817 and encodes 249 amino acids. The record is from RefSeq and is a predicted model, not a curated record. Lineage: Eukaryota; Viridiplantae; Streptophyta; Magnoliopsida; Poales; Poaceae. Gene Ontology annotation, molecular function: ferrous iron binding; ferric iron binding. The transcript has 8 exons. Gene Ontology annotation, biological process: intracellular iron ion homeostasis; iron ion transport.